AUGGAUAGGACCAUUCCCGAAGGUCAAGAUGUGAUUCAGGAAUCCAUUGAUGCUCUGAAGAUUGUUCAACAGAACAUGAGAGCAGCACAAAGCCGACAUAAGAGUUAUGCUGAUAAUCGUCGAAAGAUGUUGCAAUUUGAGGAGGAGGAUAUAGAUAGACGUAGCAGGUAUUGGAGCUUCUCUUGCAUUGCAUUGCAUUGGGAGAGAGGGAUGAGGGCGAUGCAUAACCUGUGUCAUACCCACGCGAAUUUCCUCUUAUCCUUUGCGAUUUUGGUUUCGUAUAAGGAGUCGAAAAUUCAGGGGUGUUCCAUUCUAGUAAAUGUUAGGUUCAAUGAUUGUAAACAUCUUAGCGAGAGGCUUAAGUGUCAUGAAAAUAGUCUGAAACAUAUGACUAAUAUGAGUUCUUGGAAGGAAUUAUGUGUUAGGUCGGAGGAAAUUGAAACAAUUGAUAGUGAAUUGCAACAAGAAAUUAUGAGAGAGAAAGAACGAUGGAGAGAAGUUUUGAAAAGAAUAAUUGGUGGUGUGGAAUUUUUAGCUAAAUAUAAUUUUCCAUUUCGUGGUAUUAAUGAGAAACUUUAUGUUGAAGAUGUGAGCUAUACUGAACAAAUGACUCUUAUAAUUAGAUGUGUGAAUAUGUCAAAUUCCAAAAUAAUAGUGGAAGAGUACUUUUUAGAGUUUUUAAAAGUUGAUGAUACAUCUAGAUUGGGGGUAUUAAAGUCACUUGAUCUUAAUGUGCUUAAUGUGAGGGGUCAAGGUUAUGAUAAUGGUUCAAACAUGAAAGGCAAACACCAAGGGGUAAAAAAGAGGCUUCUCGAGCUAAACCCAAAAGCUUUAUAUAUGCCUUGUGCGUGUCAUAGUUUAAAUCUUACCUUAUGUGAUAUGGCACAAUCUUGUGUGAAAGCUACUUCUUUUUUUGGGAUUGUGCAAAGUAUAUACACAUUAUUCUCUGGCUCUCCUAAAAGGUGGAAAAUUCUCACUGAUAAUGUUCCUGGAUUGACUGUGAAAUCGUUGUCUAAUACAUGUUGGAAAAGCCGGAUCAAAAGUGUAAAAGCUAUUAGAUUUCAGGCCCCUCAAAUAAGGAUUACUUUAUUGAAGAUGCAUGGUUCCAAGGAUGAUUUGGGGAUAAAGAGUCAUGCAGGACUUUUGGCCAAAUCAAUAAAUAAAUUUGAGUUUAGCUUGGCAUGGUUAUUUGGUAUGAUGUUUUAUUCUACGUUGACAAGCCAAAUUAAUGAUGCCAUGAAAUAUUUUGAGAAGUACAUAGAUGAAGAGUUUUUUCCUAGUUUGAAUCAUGCAAAAACUAUUGCUUUCGAAAUGGGGAUUGAGCCUAAUUUUCCAACCAAGUGUCAUGCUCAACAAAAGAGACAAUUUGACGAAUGUGAUAAUGAAGAAGUGAUACAAUCACCACAGGAAGAUUUUCGAUUGAAAUCACUAGAUGGAGAUGCAUUGAGAGCAUGUCGUGUUAAUUUUAGUACAAUCUAUUCUCAAAAUAAUGUCCAAGAUGUUGAUAAAUAUGAUCUAUUUACAGAGUUAAUAGUGUUACAGAAGACUAUGCCUGAUGGGUUAGUAUCAACCAUUUAUAUUUUGGAGUUUGUCAAAGAAGUUGAUUAUUUUCCCAAUGUUCCAAUUGCUUGUCGGAUCUUACUAAUUGUUCCUGUCACCGUUGCAUCAGCUGAGAGGAGUUUUUCAAAGUUGAAGAUAUUAAAAAAUUACUUAAGAUCUUUAAUUUCUCAAGAACGUUUGAGUGGUCUUGCUAUGCUAUGCAUUGAGAAAAAUAUGACUGAGUCUCUUAAUUUAGACGCUGUUAUUUGUGAUCUUGCAUCGAAAAAUACUCGAAGGCUAGGUUCAAUACGCUUUCAACAUGAAUUCAACGGGAAAUCGCGUUAUUCAGGCAUAUCGGCACGGGCGAAGCCUCCAAUUCAUAUUAGAUGGCCAAAUAAUUCAUUAUUGUAUCCCGUUUAUAAAGAUGAAAGACGACGAUAA
Molecule: messenger RNA, 1980 nt
Organism: Amaranthus tricolor (Joseph's coat)
Lineage: Eukaryota; Viridiplantae; Streptophyta; Magnoliopsida; Caryophyllales; Amaranthaceae
Exons: 8
Coding region: 1-1980 (659 amino acids)
Molecular function (GO): protein dimerization activity
Source: RefSeq, a predicted model, not a curated record